CCCCCUCAGCUCACAGUCUUUUCAAAUCUUCUCCCUUCCCGCCGGAAUAAUGCUGUCACUGGAUCUAUAUUUGACGGUUUUGGAAAAUGAAACGUGUCUAGUGGAUGGGAUUAAGGAGCUGAGGAGGCCGACGGUGUGAGAGAGCUGCGGUAAUUAGGCGGCGCCGCGCUGAACUCGGCUGUCCGUGUGUGAGGUCCGCCGGGCCGGUUCACUGCGCAGGUUUGGACCGCGCGCCAUUUUGUGAAAACUGACACAAAAUUCCCGACCAAAAAUUACCAGAGGACAGCGGCUUCCGUUUGGCGUUCUCAGCGGCUUCACAUGAGCAAAACCAGCGUGUGUGUCGAAGCGGCCGAGGGGCGUUUGGUAAAAUCCUGAAUUUGUCGUAACGUUUAUUUAGCGGUUGCUAAGAAUCGUUAGCUCGGGGUGGGGGGGGGCUAGCCGAGGAAGCUAACGGCAGCUAGCCACGGCAGGUAGCUAAUGUUAGCUGCGCUCAUUUUGUCAACCAGCUAGCCAUUUUUUUUUUUUUUUUUUUUUUGCUAAGGUUAGUGCUAGUUAAUGUUAGCAUGUUGCUAACCGUCAGCUGAUAGUAACGUUAAGGUUAAAGUGACCGUUGCAGUGCAUUAAAGCCGGUGCUAUGGAGAUAAUAUUAGAUCUAUUCGGCGAAUUAUUUUAGAGUUUGCCGGUCAGAAGGGGGGAAAAGGGAUUGGAUUUAGUCGCUAACCGCGCAGGGAGGGGAGAAUCAAGCUGGAUAAGUUUCCUCUUCAUACAGGUUAUUGGACUUUAAAUGAAGAUCGUGCCAUCAGAGGAGGAGAGACUUCAGCAUGCAAACCUUCGUCCGUACGGCUUGCGCCCUCUUUUUCUUUACACACUGCUGGUCUUCAGAUGGCUGCUCCAAUGCCCCAUACGCACCAGCAGUACAGUGACCGCCACCAGCCAAGCACUGACCAAUCUGUUACGGUCUUACCGUACAGCGACCAGACACCACAGCUCACUGCCAAUCAGAGGCACAUGCCCCAGUGCUUUCGUGACCCAACUUCAGCUCCCCUGAGGAAGCUCUCCAUUGACCUUAUCAAAACAUACAAACACAUCAAUGAGGUGUAUUAUGCAAAAAAGAAGAGGCGGCACCAGCAAGGUCAGGGUGAAGACUCCAGUCAUAAAAAAGAGAGGAAAGUCUUUAAUGAUGGCUAUGACGACGAUAACUAUGACUACAUCGUCAAGAAUGGGGAGAAGUGGAUGGACCGCUAUGAGAUUGAUUCCUUGAUAGGAAAGGGGUCAUUUGGACAGGUUGUGAAAGCAUAUGACCGUGCAGAGCAGGAAUGGGUCGCCAUUAAGAUCAUCAAGAACAAGAAGGCUUUUCUCAAUCAAGCCCAGAUUGAAGUUCGCCUCUUAGAGCUCAUGAACAAACAUGAUACCGAGAUGAAAUACUACAUCGUUCAUUUAAAGCGCCACUUCAUGUUUCGGAACCACCUCUGCCUUGUGUUUGAGAUGCUUUCAUAUAACCUGUACGACCUGCUUCGAAAUACCAACUUCCGUGGUGUAUCGCUCAACCUCACCCGGAAAUUUGCCCAGCAGCUAUGCACUGCGCUGCUCUUCCUGGCCACACCUGAGCUCAGCAUCAUCCACUGUGACCUGAAACCUGAGAACAUUCUGCUGUGUAACCCCAAGAGGAGUGCCAUCAAAAUCGUGGACUUUGGCAGCUCGUGCCAGUUAGGACAAAGGAUAUACCAAUAUAUCCAGAGUCGCUUCUACCGUUCCCCAGAGGUGCUGCUGGGAAUGCCCUAUGACCUGGCCAUCGACAUGUGGUCUUUGGGCUGCAUCUUGGUGGAAAUGCACACUGGAGAGCCUCUCUUCAGUGGAGCCAAUGAGGUGGACCAGAUGAACAAAAUAGUUGAGGUUCUUGGUAUUCCGCCUAAUCACAUAAUGGACCUAGCCCCCAAAGCCAGGAAGUUCUUUGAGAAGCUUUCUGAUGGUACAUGGAGUGUUAAGAAGACCAAAGAUGGCAAAAGGUAUAAGCCUCCAGCCUCACGGAAGCUUCACUCAAUCCUGGGUGUGGAGACGGGGGGUCCAGGUGGCCGGCGUGCAGGAGAAUCUGGCCAUGCAGUUGCUGACUACUUGAAGUUCAAGGACCUGAUCCUCCGGAUGCUGGACUAUGACCCUAAGAGCCGCAUCCAGCCCUACUAUGCUCUGCAGCACAGCUUCUUCAAGAAGACUGCGGACGAGGGGACCAAUACGAGCAGCAGUGUGUCCACCAGCCCCGCGUUAGAGCAGUCCCAGUCUUCAGGAACCACCUCAAGCACCUCCUCUAGUUCAGGAGGAUCAUCUGGGACAAGUACUAGUGGCAGAGCAAGAUCAGACCCUACCCAUCACCACUUGCACAGUGGAGGACACUUUGGCACGGCCAUGCCUGCCAUCGAUGGUGACAGCCUCUGCCCACAGACAAGACAGCCUUACCCACCCCCACUGGUGUGGGGAGGUGGUGUUGGACCAGAAUCGGUCACUGGAGAGACCCACCCAGUUCAGGAGACCACCUUUCAUGUUCCCCCUCAGCACCCUAAGGCCCUGCAUCCCCACUCACACACUCACCACCAUCAUGGUCAGAUGAUGGCGACACGCCCGCGUCCGCGCCACUACACCUCUCCGACACACAGCUCCUCGACACAGGACUCCAUGGAGGUUGUUCAUGGCCACCUGUCCAUGACUUCCCUGUCUUCCUCUGCCUCCUCUUCCUCAACAUCAUCCUCUUCCACUGGGAACCAUGGCAACCAAGCCUACCAGCUCCGCCAUUUACCCGCUGGAGCCCUUGACUUUGGUCAGAAUGGUGGGCUGAGCAUGGGCCUAGGUGCCUUCUCGAACCCACGGCAGGAGACUGGAAUGGCAGCGCACCCUGCAUUCUCCAUGGGCACGAACACAGGGCCUGCCCACUAUCUAGCGGAAGGCCACUUGGGCAUGAGGCAAGGCAUGGACCGGGAGGAGUCUCCAAUGACUGGAGUGUGUGUGCAGCAGAGUUCUAUGGCCAGCUCGUGACUGCACUGACAUUUGGCUGUGUGUUCCCCCCUGUGCGUCAUUUUUAAGGUGGUGUUUUUUACUACAAGGUGUGUUGAGAACAACAGCUGCUCACGUCAGAAGAGAGAUAUCACUGAACCGCUACUACAGAGAAGAAAAAAAACCUUUGUUAAAAAGUAUAUAUGUAAUUUUUAUCAGUUUUUCUUUUGCAAUCAUUAGGCACAAAAUAAUACUGCGGAAUAACCAUAGUGAGAUUGAGCCAUCCAUCGUACCAUUUCACCAACUUCAUGUAACCACCAAGUAACCACCAUAUGGUAUUAUGUGGCAAAAUCUUCAAAGGAGCAUUUCAGAGCGAAGUUGGAAGCCGUUUUCACAGGUAGCUGUUGUUGAUGAAAUGCUCGACAUCCUUUUUCCGUUUGGACUGCCUGACAUUAAUGUUCCACAGGUUCUUAAUUAUUUUUGCCCUUUUAAGUGAAAUUUUCACAUAAAAGCUGCUUGUAAAUCCUGUAGCUUGACAAUGAGGGGAAAUGUUUGCGGUGAUAUUUCUUGUUGUUGGUCAGUUAUUGUGUAACUCUUGUCAAAGGGGAGCACAAGGCAGUGGAGUUCCAAUAGCGUGUGCUGGCCGGGCGGAGAGGAGACCCCACCCCAUCCCUUCUCUCCCCCCAUGGGUGGUUACUGACACCAAGCGGGUCAGAAGAGAAGGAAGCGCCACCACCCAACCCCCCCGACCUCGCCCAGGCCUCGAGGCCUCUGCACGCCCUGCGAGCUGCGACGGGCCCGGCACAGACGAGAGCAGCAAUGGGCACGGGAGACGAAAGGAUCCAGCCCGGUGAGGAGAAGACAGUCAGCGGCUGGUUCUUAGAUAACCCUUUGGCCUUAUGACUCAUGGACAUGGAAUGAGAUGGAGCUGGACAUUAUCAUUUGAAUUAAGAUGGCUUUUCUCUUUUUUGUUUUUUAUUUUAUUUUAUUUUUGUUUUGUUUGUUUUUUUAUUAUUUUUAUUUUCUCUAGACAGACCUUAAUUCUUUAAGGAAACAAACAAUUUAGAAAAGGUAAAAUAAGAAUGGUAAUUUGAGGCCUUUCUUGACAAAGAUUUCUCCUUCAGCAGGGCCCCACAUAACAGGGUCUUACUGUACACAUCCACCUCCUAAACACCUUGAAAUUGUAUUCACUGGUUAUAAAGGAUUUUGCAGUGGAAAGAACUACCCAGAGUCUAUCCACCCUUUUACAUUUGGUUCCUCCCCUCUCCCUUUGCAUGUAGUUCCACAUCAGAACCACCUGCACAAGUCUCUCCAUCCAAAACAUGGAAACUGAAGAAAAAAAAAAGAGUUAAGUGACUGCCUUUUUUCUCCUCAAAUUAUGCUGUGAAUUUUACAAGAAUUUAUUUUCCCUUUGGAUAUGUUUUAUACCAAAGCAGUUGUUUUAUAGCAUAUAGGUGUCUGUAACCAAUAAUGUAGCAGUUCACCACUUUGACGCAAAGUUUAUCAAGAUCUUAUUUUAACAUCAAUACAAACAGCUGCAAUAUAUUACUUUAGCAAAACUGGAGACCAUUGUCAAGACCGUUGGCUAUUGUGUAUUCUGGCCAGAUUUGUUUGCAAACAUUUUAUCAAAACUUGUUUCCAUAUUAAUUGGUAGAUUAUUUUGGGAGUCUUUAAAAAGAACAAAACUUUACUAUGUUUAGAGAAAUUGGUAGUUACUCUGCAGGCUCCGGAGUAGCAGGAUAGAUGCUGAUGGUUUAAAACGGAAAACAAAAAAAGGAAGAGGAGAGUAAUGCAUUCUAUUUGUUUUGUUUUUUUGCCCCCAUCAUACUAUUUCAAAGGGUUUUGCUGCCUUUCAUACAUCAUCUGGUCAAUGUGGCUAGUUUCUGCUGUGAAGCAAGACUUUGUCGCCUCGGCAGAGUGAGGAUCGUGGCACAUCGCUUGGUAUUGAAUGGUGUUCUUAUUGGAUAGGGGGAAAAUAGUCCAUCGGCCCACACACAUGCUUUGCUUAGGCAAACAUGCAUGUUCUCAAAAUAUUACUCAAUAAUGAAUUUUUAUAUAUAUAUAUAUCAGGGUUUUUGAAGUGCUUUCUGUCUUUUUCUUUCUGUUGCCCAGCUUUGAAAUUAGACAAACCUGCCCACAGUGAAUCUCUCUCUCUCUCUCUCUCUCUCUCUCUCUCUCUCUCUCUCUCUCUCUCUCUCUCUCUCUUUCCCCCCCAUGUAGAGGGGUGGGGUCAUAGGUCAUGCUGUAACCAUAACCCAAACCCUCAUUGGUAUUUCCACGAACAUAAACAUAAAGCUACCUAUAUUGAGAUUGGGGUUUAUCUGGAUGUCAAGGUUAAAUGCAAAUUUGCAAUCAUUCCCCUCCCACCCCCCCAAACACACACACACACCUCCACAGAAUUUGAAACAUUUAGAAAUUACCAGUGGUUUUAUUACAGGUACUCAUACUGGUACUAAACAUUCCAAAAGUAAAGACUGAAGAAGGGAAAAAAUAUUGCAGUGACUCGUAAGUGUGCGCCUAUUUCAGAUCAUGCUGAUUGACCUCUUAUUUAGAGCAGUUGUCAUGAAAUGCAGCCCCUUUUUAAUAGUUGAAAUAGAAUUUAUGUAUAUAUUUAUAUUUUUUUAAUAAAGGAAGUAUAGAACUCACUACCUUGCUCCUGCUGGUAUGUUGAUUAUGUUUGUCAAUUUGGUGACCAUUCAGUGGGCAGGAACUCCUGUUUUCUUAGUGGCAAAGCCUUGCCUUUUGGCAAAGGUACUUGACUACAUCAGGACAACACUAUGAGGUAGGGUUUGAAUCAAACAGGGAAAGCUAGAUCUUCAAACCUUAAUAAUUUUCACAGGGUAUAUUGUAAGUGCAUGUACAUCACAACAAACCUUACUUUUUGGUUCUACGAGAAGCACAUGGUUGAUUCAAAAAGGUUCCAUUUUUCCAUAAGGCCAUUAAGUUUGUGAAUUCCGCACGAACGUAUCUGAACACCCAACAGAAGUUGAAGUCCUCUUAUUUAAUUUGGAUUUAUCUUUCAUUUUUGAGUUCACAUUUUCACUCUUUGUUCCUUUUUUGUUUUGUUUUAAUUUUUUUUUUUUUCCUUUUCUUUUUGUACAUGCAACAUGCACUAUAGAAUUGAACAGCAUGGGGGAAAGGAUAAGUCCAUGUAUCCACAGAUUGUAAGAUCUAGUCAAGACUUUGCUGUGUUUAUGACAAUGCCCUUUGUAUUAUAUUAAGACAGUCUUAUGUAUGAUAUAUAAAAAGAAGUUACUUGAA
Molecule: messenger RNA, 6243 nt
Organism: Thalassophryne amazonica
Lineage: Eukaryota; Metazoa; Chordata; Actinopteri; Batrachoidiformes; Batrachoididae
Gene: dyrk1ab
Product: dual-specificity tyrosine-(Y)-phosphorylation regulated kinase 1A, b
Exons: 11
Coding region: 883-3024 (713 amino acids)
Biological process (GO): peptidyl-serine phosphorylation; peptidyl-threonine phosphorylation; protein autophosphorylation
Cellular component (GO): nucleus
Molecular function (GO): transcription coactivator activity; ATP binding; protein serine/threonine/tyrosine kinase activity
Source: RefSeq, a predicted model, not a curated record